CCAGACCCUUUUAUCCGACAUUCAAUGCCACACAAUCUACUCUCGGAUGUCUGCGAGUCUGGCCCUCAGCUGGGCAUUAACCAUCCUCAACUUUGACUAUACCUCUCGUACUCAUUGACGCGGAGAGUAAAGAGGAGGAUGCAUCUGGAGAGCUAGCUUGAAUCAGAGUCAGGGACUCGCUCUGGAAUAUUUGUUGUCACUCAGGGCAACCGACACCUCUCAUCAAUUCCGGUUGUCGGAUGGUGAUCUAGGAUGGACUUCUCGGACUCAGUGCUCAUGUGAUCUCCACGAGUAGAUCUCUGCAUGGAUUGCUAUGAGGUGCCUAUGGUGAUCGAAAAUAUAUAAGAAGGCCGACCUUCUGCUCUCCAGAAUGUAUCCACAACAACUUCUCUUACAGCUCUUACAGCUCUCAUCCAAACUCGAGCCCUUUCAGCACCACUCUACACUCUUUGAUCCAACUCGCAACCAUGCAGUUCACUCGCAUUUCCACUCUUUUCUUCGUCCUCGCUUUCUUCGGCCUUUUGGCCCUUGCCUCUCCAGUCCCAGCUCCGGAACUCGAAGAGCGCUGCUCUUUCGGCUGCAACGACGCCAAUGUCGUCACGAUUCUCACCAACUUGCAAGCUACAGUCAAAACUCACAUCGCCGUUGUCGCCACUCUCGUCGCACAGGCGUCUGUGGACCUCGACGCCUACACCGCCGCCUUCGCCACCAUCGUUGCCGAUAUCAAUGCUGCCGUCACCCUUCUGGUCGCCCUUCCUGUCGGUGUAGUCGGUCUGUCCGCAAUUGUCAUCGCCUCGACGUGCGCCAACAUCUUCAUCCAAAUCUUCGUCGUGGUCAACUCCUGCGCCUCGAUCUCCGGCAUUGCCGGUUGCUACGGCGGCCUGAACGCCUGCCUGCUUGCGCUGCUAGCCGCUCUCAAGGUCUGCCUCGGCAGUACCAUCAUCGGCCCCAUUGCGGGGCUUUGCGCCUCGAUCAAGGUCGUCCUCUUGCUCAGCAUCAACGUGAACGUUUUCGCUGGUCUGUGCGCCGCGCUCUUCCCUUGAAAAGCCAACAGGCUGUGUGGUCCACUUUACCCACUCCCGGGCCACACCGCUCCUUCGAGCACGACUUGUUCACCCCAAAAACGGCGCGAGGCUUAACGGCAUUCUCUCCCCGUGUAUCCGCCUGUUGUCCUGUUUGCUUUGCACUGUUGUUGUAGUAUCAC
Messenger RNA from Dacryopinax primogenitus, 1204 nucleotides. RefSeq lists its product as uncharacterized. NCBI's taxonomy places the organism in Eukaryota, Fungi, Basidiomycota, Dacrymycetes, Dacrymycetales, Dacrymycetaceae. Bases 371 to 1198 code for a protein of 275 amino acids. The transcript has 2 exons. The record is from RefSeq and is a predicted model, not a curated record.